This is a messenger RNA of Lodderomyces margitis, 498 nucleotides long. It is a transcript of the gene MED11, whose product is annotated as Med11p. The transcript has a single exon. Gene Ontology annotation, cellular component: mediator complex. The record is from RefSeq and is a predicted model, not a curated record. Bases 1 to 498 code for a protein of 165 amino acids. Gene Ontology annotation, molecular function: transcription coregulator activity. Lineage: Eukaryota; Fungi; Ascomycota; Pichiomycetes; Serinales; Debaryomycetaceae. Gene Ontology annotation, biological process: regulation of transcription by RNA polymerase II.
AUGUCCACAGAAGAUACACCCGAUAACUACAUUCAGGAGAGAUUAGAUGCCUUGUCCGAUAUAGAUUUCAAGAUAGUUUCCCUCCUUGAAAACUUUUCUUCCUUUUUUGAAACCUAUUCAAAUAAAAAUAAAGACCAAUUUACAAGCGGUACCAAGCAAAUUUUCGACACAUUAAGCAAAGUGGCGAUAGACCUACGAAAGGAAGUAAAACAUAUGGAUGAUAACAUUGGAGUCUAUGACAAGAACAAGGAUGGGAUUAUGAUUCUUCCCAUAAAUGUUGAUCAAAAAAAUGGUGAACUAGGCAAGCUAAAAUUGAAUUCGGAAUUGAAAGAAUUGGCUGCGUUGUUACAUGACGGGAAAGAUAGUCAAGUUGAGGUCAAAGAUGAAUCCUUGAACGAUAAUGGCAAGUCAAAGGAGACUAACGAAGAAAGCAAAGAGAAAGCAUCCGAGAGUCGCCCGAAAGAUACAGAAGUUCAAGACGUGGAGAUGAUUAACUAA